Molecule: messenger RNA, 2210 nt
Organism: Sabethes cyaneus
Lineage: Eukaryota; Metazoa; Arthropoda; Insecta; Diptera; Culicidae
Product: epoxide hydrolase 4-like
Exons: 5
Coding region: 856-2118 (420 amino acids)
Molecular function (GO): hydrolase activity
Source: RefSeq, a predicted model, not a curated record
AAACUCUUAGAACUAGUGUAUAUGUAUAUAUUUUGCCGGAUAUAAAAAGACAUUUCAAGAUUUUAUUAUUCCAUUCAUCUAAAAAGAAAGUCUCAUAACAUAUGUACCUACUGUGUAAUAUGUGCCCACAAACGUAACGGUAAGAUCCACACUGAUGUUAGGUCACGUGUUGAUAACGUGCAUGGAAAUCCACCACCGACGUCACAUUGAGUUAGACUUUGCACCCCAUUGCUGAGUAUGACGGGGGAAGCAUAAUUCGUAAAAGCAAAUGAUGUAACUAACAUAGUUUUAUGCUGCAGCAUAUUCACUACGACAUAGAUUCGGUAUGUAUCUAGCUUGUGGUGUUCUAUGUUAUUCUGUUAUUGUGUGCGUCUAAUCAUGGUGAAAUGGGUAAAAGUACACCUCAAAACAGAGUGCAACUUAAAAGACAGUACCGAAUAUAGCAAGCAGUGGCAAAAAAUCGAAUCAUCAUUAAGUAAUUAAACUGAUGCUGGAAUAGAAGGAAAGCCUGUGAAUUGAAUUUGCGUUGGACUAAAGCGGCAAAAAGGGCAAAUGUUAAAAGGCGUUCUUAAACAAGCUGAUAGUAAAAAGUGAUACUGCGGUUUUAAUCGUCCUAUGGUUUGUUUUUAAUACUAUACGUCAGCAUACCUCCUGAUGUGGAACAGGACAGGACUACAGACAGUCUCGUUCAAGUGCAACUGUAAACAGGUCGUACCAGUGCGAUUACGGAGCACAUAAUAGGCGCCAUGGGAGUGCAGUAGCCAGUUCAACUAUGGGAUGCCAAAAAGUGUAAAAGUUUAGAAAAAGAAUCAUAUUAGUUUAUUCAGAAUACUCCAGAGUUUAGUGAUAUUAAAGAUGUCACAAGUCAUGCGAUACGAUGUGUUGGAAACGAUCCCGAAGAAAGAAAUUGUGAAGCUCUAUCUGCGUUGCUUGAUAGCAAACCUGAUUCUUUUGGUAAAAUGGCUGUUUGAGUGCAUUAAAUGUAAAGUGAACAAAACCACCAUCAUGCGGAAGGCCAUUGAGCAGGUCGAGUUUCCGAGCAAGCAGCCGAACUUUAUGACUGAAACCAAGAUGGGACGGCACUCAUAUGUUAAACUUGAGAAAACGAAGUUUCACUAUGUGGAAGCAGGGAACCGCAGUAAUUCGACAGUUUUGCUUCUUCACGGGUUUCCCGAUUGUUGGCUAGGGUGGCGGUACCAGAUUUCUGAAUUGUCACAGUACUUUCACGUGAUAGCUCUAGAUCUGAAGGGAUUCAAUGAUUCUGACAAACCGCUGUGGCGGUUUGACUAUACUCCACGCAAGGUGUGCGAAGAUUUACGAAAGUUUCUAAUAGCUAUCAGCGCAAAAAGUGUUUUCAUAGUUGGACACGAUCUAGGCGCCACAAUUGGAUGGAUUUUCGCUCAUACCAAUCCCGAAAUGGUGGAGAAGUUUGUCAGUGUUUCAACACCGCAUCCUAAUUUGCUGUGGGAAAGCCUUCCAACUAGUUCUCCAUUCAACCGAAGGUGGCUUGAAUUUGUACAGUUACCAUACCUUCCAGAAAUGGAGAUGAAGCAUAAUGCAGAACGAAUGUUAAAGAAAUGUUACCCUCAUAUUGCAAAAGAGAAGAUGUGCAUGACUGAAACGAAUGGAACUGUGAUAAAUAAUAUGAUGGAGGCAUACAAGUACAUGUUUAGCCAAACCGACGAUUGGAGAGGCCCUCUGCACUAUUAUCGUAAUUUUUGCUUUUAUCGCGUAAAAGAAGGCGAAACUUUACAGUGUCCUUGCUUGAUCAUAACCGGCAAUGAUGAUAGAUUCUAUAAACUGGAAUCUGUGGUUAAAAGUUCCGAUUUCUGUGAAAAUUUUAUUAUCAAAAUCAUUGAACAAUCAGGUAGGGCACCGCACCAGGAAAUGUCCUCGGAGUUUAAUAGUACAUUGCUGAAAUUUUUGAUAGGCAAGCGUAUGCUGGUGCGAUCAUCAGAAAAUGCUAAUCCGACACCGACACGUGGGCUGGUAGGAAGAGUCUUUGGAGGAUUCGGAGCGGUAGCGAACAACACAGUAAAAUUGGGCAGCAACUUGAGGGAUGGAUACACAUUUGCGACUGGCUUAAACAGUGUGCCCAACUUUAUGAUAAAGAGCUGAAACAUACUUAACGUCUUUCGAACUGCGUUUUCUUGUGGAUUGGUGUGUGCAUUUUAAAAGGUGUAUUCUUUUUUGACAAAAUAUACGCGAUG